AUGCUCGCAUUUUCCAGAUUGGGUCUAUCCGUUCCCUUAAGAUCAGCUUUUAGACCGGCCCUUAGACCUGUUCUAAUAUCGGCCCUUACCACCAGAUCUCUCUUCGUAAAGACUAUUACACAACCUCCAGGUGAUAUCAUUGGAACUGUCAACGAAGCUUAUGUAGUUCCAACUCCGAAUAAAUUCACUGGUUCGAGGGCAUGGACCAUGGAAAGACUUGCCGUCGUUGCUAUGACUCCUCUAAUGUUGGCUCCUUUCAUUGCAGGCAGUGCAUAUGCUCCACUUGAUGCUGCCAUGAGUACUCUUCUUCUCUACCAUUGCUAUGCAGGCUUUGAGAGUUGUAUUAUUGACUAUAUUCCCGCCAGAGUGUACGGUGUAUGGCACUCCGUUGCCAUGGGACUAUUAGCUUUGGGUUCUCUCUUCGCUGGAUGUGGUAUUUACGUCAUCGAGACUACUGAAGAGGAGGGUCUUUUUGGCUUAUGUAAGAAACUUUGGACUAAGCAAAAGGCCAUUUAA
This is a messenger RNA of Brettanomyces nanus, 516 nucleotides long. RefSeq lists its product as uncharacterized. The record is from RefSeq and is a predicted model, not a curated record. Gene Ontology annotation, cellular component: membrane; mitochondrial envelope. Gene Ontology annotation, biological process: tricarboxylic acid cycle; mitochondrial electron transport, succinate to ubiquinone. Gene Ontology annotation, molecular function: heme binding; ubiquinone binding. The coding region runs from base 1 to 516 and encodes 171 amino acids. The transcript has a single exon. NCBI's taxonomy places the organism in Eukaryota, Fungi, Ascomycota, Pichiomycetes, Pichiales, Pichiaceae.